This is a messenger RNA of Geodia barretti, 1152 nucleotides long. The record is from the annotation of a GenBank genome assembly. Lineage: Eukaryota; Metazoa; Porifera; Demospongiae; Tetractinellida; Geodiidae.
AUGGCGACCGUGUCGCCGCCGCUGCCUGUGGCCGCGACCAGGGGCUCCCGCAUCGUCCUCGCCGACGGCCGUGAGCUGAUCGACGGAAUCGCGUCGUGGUGGACCGCCUGCCACGGCUACAACCACCCCCACAUCCGUGCCGCCGUGGCCGAGCAGCUGGACCGCAUGCCCCAUGUGAUGUUCGGCGGCCUCGCCAACGAGCCCGCACUCAGGCUGGCGCGCCGCCUGGCCGGCAUACUCCCCGAUCCCCUGGGCCGGGUGUUCUUCUCGGAGUCAGGCUCAGUGGCGGUGGAGAUCGCGCUCAAGAUGGCGCUGCAAUACUGGCUCAACCAGGGGGUUCGCGGGCGCCACCGCUUCGUGAGCUUCCAGGGCGCCUAUCACGGAGACACCUUCGCGGCCAUGUCGGUGUGCGAUCCCGAGGAAGGCAUGCACAGUCUGUUCGCCGGCGCGCUGCCAAAGCAGCACGUCGUGCCGCUGCCCGAGGACGAGGCGGGCAUGGCCGCGUUCGACACCUACCUCGCCCGGCACGGAGAGGACGUGGCGGCGGUCAUCGUCGAGCCGCUGGUCCAGGGCGCGGGCGGCAUGCGCUUCCACGUGCCGGAGACGCUGCGCACGCUGCGCGCAGGCCUGCGACAAGCACGAUCUUCUGCGCAGGUGGUGCCGGACAUUGUCACGCUUUCCAAGGCGCUCACCGGCGGCACCAUGGCGCUCGCCGCCACGGUCGCGAGCGAUCGGGUGUUCGAGGCCUUCCUUUCGGACGAUGCCGACGCCGCGCUCAUGCACGGGCCGACGUUCAUGGCCAACCCACUCGCAUGCGCCGCCGCCAAUGCCUCGCUCGAUCUGUUCGAGCGGGAGCCGCGCCUCGCCCAGGCGCGCGCGAUCGAAGGCCACCUCGCCGCCGCCCUCGAGCCCGCGCGGGAGCUGCGGGGCGUGGUCGAUGUGCGUGUGAAGGGCGCGAUCGGUGUCAUCCAGCUCGACGACAUGCGCCGCAUCGACUGGCUCAAGGCGCGGUUCGUCGACGCCGGAGUCUGGGUCCGCCCCUUCGCCGAUAUCGUUUACGUCACGCCGGCGCUCACCAUCGACGAGGCCGACCUCACCCGGCUUACGGACGCGUUGACCGAUGUCGUGACGGCGUGGUCAAGGGAGCGUUAG